Molecule: messenger RNA, 1696 nt
Organism: Synchiropus splendidus (mandarinfish)
Lineage: Eukaryota; Metazoa; Chordata; Actinopteri; Syngnathiformes; Callionymidae
Product: RING finger domain-containing protein
Exons: 2
Coding region: 111-731 (206 amino acids)
Biological process (GO): protein ubiquitination
Molecular function (GO): ubiquitin protein ligase activity
Source: RefSeq, a predicted model, not a curated record
AUGAGAUUAGGAGAGGCGGCGUGGGCUGAGGUGGCACCCGUGCCAACAUGAGCUCCAGCUGGGAAUCUCGACUGGAAAGGACCCAGGUCUAAUAUCAAGAGUGCUAUACUAUGGCAGGAGAGGCUGCCUCCCAGCGCAGGGAGACCGCAGAUGCAGCCGACGCCCAGAGAGCCUCCUCAGGGGAGCUGGUGGAUGUUGAGUGUCCCAUAUGCUACCAGGAAUACAACCAGGACAACAGAUGCCCCCAGAUGCUGGAGUGCCUCCAUGCCUUCUGCUCUGAAUGCCUGCACAGGAUCAUCGUGUGUCAAGGUGAGUCUGCCCACCAUGGCAGGCCACCAUUCAUCUCCUGCCCUCUAUGUCGACACCACACGCCUCUGGACAUCAUGGCCUCUGUGACCUCACCCAGCAGCUCCAGUGCCCCCCUCACCUGGCCCACUGCGGUGAUCCCCUUACCUCUGCCCACGGUCACAGAGGGCAUGACCUUUUUCUUGGAGGGUAACAGCAAUGACACCCAGUUUAUCAUCCUGCCCACCGUCAGCCUCAGGGUCCAGCAGAUCCACCAGGAGUCAACACAUCUUCCAGCGUCAGGUCUGGCACGGGACGAUGACGUCAUUGGACAGGGUAAAAAGGCUGUUUUGCAGGUGCUCGCUGUCACUUUUUGGGUUCUAUUCAUCAUCGCUUGUGUUGUGGCCGUGGUGUUCGGGCCGCAUUUCCUCAACAGACAACUUUAAACCAAGGCGGUUUUAUUUUGGGUCUUCUUGCGCUCUCUAGUGGUGCAUUGGCAUAUUGCAUGACUCAAUUGUGCCUAGAAUGUGCCGAAAUUUCCAGUCACGCACUCCAGUCACAAUAUUUCUCAGAGACCUGUCGACAUUAAAAACCAAAGUUUUCAUUCAGUUAUUCCAAGGAUCCAUUGUAAAAUGCAUUGAUCAUUCCUGCCAUUAAUAAAUCACACUGAGUGCUAAUAUAAAAGAAGGUUGAGACCACUUAGAAUUACUUAUUCUUUUAAAAAUGACCUGCAGGUUUCUUUGAAGCAUGAGAAUUUGAUGAUUUUCCCUGAGAAAAUUGUGGCUUUUCACCUUGUAGAUAACGCAGCAUAAAGGGCUUGGCGUCUGUCUAGAGUCUGGUCAAGUCAAAACUGUUUAGUUCCACUUAUUUCGACACAUAACAAAACUGAGCGACAACUUUUCCCCUCAUCUCAUGGACAUGGCCAAUGCUUUAGAGCUAGAACUCAUUUGCUCUUUGUGGUCAGUCUCAGAAGAGGAAUAGAAUUGUAUAGUGAAGACAGCUCAUAGACGUUUGAGCUGAAUUCUGAACAGAUAAUGGUUUGUGACAAACAGCGCAAGGGAUUUGGAAUAAAUACAGAAAUGCAAUGUUUAAACCUGCUUAAGUCAAACAUUGAUCUGUUUGCCUGUAUUCAGUAAGAAGUCGGAGUGUCUGAAAUUGUUACAAUGUUUUAGUUGGUUAAGAAAAUAAUCUAUAAAUUGAAGAAUAUUUAUGCUCGAAUACUGACAUGUUUAACUCGUUUCAAUUGUGUCAUUGUUGAUUACUUAACUGUGCAGACAUAUUUGCUAUGCUUUAACAUAUAAUACAUUAAUAUAUUUAUAAUGGAAGCAUUUUCACGAUUGUGUUUCUCAUAAUGUUCUCAUAGAUGAUUCUUUUGAUCCAUCAGAGCGGGGUCUGUUUAACAGUUGGCUAA